Messenger RNA from Selaginella moellendorffii, 5630 nucleotides. RefSeq lists its product as uncharacterized. Lineage: Eukaryota; Viridiplantae; Streptophyta; Lycopodiopsida; Selaginellales; Selaginellaceae. Gene Ontology annotation, biological process: RNA modification. The record is from RefSeq and is a predicted model, not a curated record. The transcript has 6 exons. Gene Ontology annotation, molecular function: heme binding; RNA binding; iron ion binding. Bases 15 to 5630 code for a protein of 1871 amino acids.
AUUAUUUAGGGCUCAUGCGAGGGAAGAGAGCGAUCACUUUAGGUAAGGGCUCGUCGAUUCUAAGGCGCUGGUUUCGAUCUGAUCGCCAAGAGCAGCAAAACCUCCAGGGAUCUAGCCGCCGAGAACAGCAACAUCAGCAGCCGCGUAGAGAACAGGGAAAUUUCGACAGCAAGUCAAGCUUUCUAGCGGCAGUGAAGGCGUGUAGUUGCGCCAAGGAUCUCCGAGAGGGCAGGCGCCUCCAUUCUAGCGCUGUUGCCAAUGGCCUCGCCUCGAGCAUCGUCGUGGCAAAUGCGCUGGUCAGUAUGUUCGCGAAAUGCGGCAGCCUUGCGGAUUCUCGCGCCGUCUUCGACGAGAUGGCGAUCCACGACGUGGUGUCCUGGAAUUCGCUGAUCCUGGGCUACGCAGAGAAUGGCGAGCCGGAAUCAGCAUUGGAACUCUUCGAUCGCAUGAGAAGAGAGGGUUUCAAGGCUGACAAUCGGACCUACGUUGCGGCCCUCAUGGCGUGCAUUGCUCUGGGCGCACAGGAAGACAUGAAGCGGCAGCACGGGAAGAAAUCUCUGGAAAGAAUGGUGGUUCUAGAGAAGGGUCGAGAGAUCCAUGCUCAAGCUUCCACCGCUGGCUAUGGAUCCAACAUCUACGUUGCAAACACGCUCAUCAACAUGUACUCAAAGCUUGGGUGCCUUGAGGAGGCUCGAGAGGUGUUCGACCGGAUUGGAAAGGAGGAGAGGAGCGUUGUGUCGUGGACCGCGAUGAUGAUGGGGUGUAACGAGAAUGGAGACGAGCAGGAAAGUUUGGAGCUCUUUCGGCAAAUGCAACGCCAUGGCUGUCCUCCCAACUCUCGGACUUUUGUCGCAGCGCUCAUGGCCUGUGCUGGAUUGGCCGAGAAAGCUGAUGGGAGUGACAAGGCCGAAUAUCUUGAGAAGGGACGAGCGCUUCAUUCACAAGCUGUGAAAGGUGGCUGCGGCUCGGACGUUUUCUUCGCGAGCACUUUGAUCCAUAUGUAUUGCAAGUGUGGGAGCCUGGAAGAUGCUAGAGCCGCGUUCCAGCGAAUGCAGCGCUUGGACGUGGUGUCCUGGAACGCUCUCAUCCUGGGACACGUUGAGAAUGGCGAGAGCCAGCGUGCACUCGAGAUCUUCGGCGGCAUGAAGAGGAUCGAGAGACAUCGCCGCUGCUCGCCGAACGCUCGGACUUUCGUUGCUGCGCUCAUGGCCUGCUCCAGCCUGGCUGCACAAGAAGCUGGCAAACAGGUUGACGGGAAGCUCGUGAAGCCGGAGAGUUUGCAGAGAGGGAUGGAUGUACAUUCGCAAGCGGUGCAGUGUCGCUGCGAAACGGAGCUUUUCGUGGCCACCACCUUGAUCGACAUGUAUUCGAAGUGCGGGAGCAUGGUCGAAGCCCGAAAGUGCUUCGACAAGAUGCCCAGCCGCAACGUCGUUACGUGGAAUUCUCUCAUCCUGGGCUACGCGGAGAACGGUGACGGUGAGCAGGCCUUGCAAGCCUUCCGGCGGAUGAAAGCCAACAAACGUCUCGUGCCGGACACUCGAACUUACGCUGCAGUGCUGAUGGCCUGUGGCAGCAUGGCGUCGCUUGAAACCGCGAGAGACGUCCAUAGCGAGAUUCGUGGUCUCGGGCUCGACCAAGAUGGAUUCAUCGCCAACUGCUUGGUGGACUGCUACUGCAACUGUGGGAGCUUGGAAGAGGCAACACAGGUUUUUGACGCGCUGGGCAGCAAGAACGUUGUCUCCUGGAGCUCGCUCAUAGCAGGAUACAGCCGCCACGGCCACGUAAAACAGGCUCUCGACUUGUUCCAGAAGAUGCAAGACGGUGGCUUCCAGGCGGACAAGAUGACCUUCACGUCCAUCCUCACGGCUUGCAGCCACGCCGGACUGGUGGAAAAAGGGAAGGAGCUGUUCGAGCUUAUGGCCUCCAAGCACGGCGUGGAGCCGGACAUGGACCACUACCACUGCAUGAUCGAUCUUCUAGGCCGCGCAAACCAUCUGGAGGAGGCAGUGGCGAUGGCGGAGGGAAUGCCGUUUGAUCCAAAUGCCGUGACUUGGAAGACGGUGCUGGGGGCGUGCCAGAAGUGGAACAACGUCCGGAUCGCGAGGGUGGCGUUUGAGAGGCUGCGGCAAGUCGACGGGGAGCAAGCGGCGCCGUACGUUCUCAUGGCAAACAUCUUUGGAAGCUCGAUCUCGUCCAGCGACAAGUCUUGCUCCAACUGCUCGACGAGGAAGACUAGCAUCAAAUCGAUGGACUUGGGUGUGGCCUUGUUCCUCCUUAGCGUCGGCUUGACCACACUGUCACUUCUCAUCGGGAGAAUUCUAUCUUCGCAGCGGCGGCUCCCUCCAGGUCCCUUCUGUUUCCCCAUUUUUGGAGCACUCUUCUCCCUCCAGGAGCCACUCCACCAGCACUUUGCGAAGAUCAGCAAGAAGUAUGGGCCGAUUGUCUUCCUCAAGGUCGGAAUGGUCCCGUUUGUGGUGGUGACCGACAAGGAAAUGGCAGCGCAGGUUCUUAAGGCCCACGACCUCGAGUUUGCAAGCCGACCGGACGAAGAGUUCUUUCGGAUCGUCAGCCACGACUGGAACGAUCUUAUCCUGGCGCCCAUCGGUGAGAAGUGGAAGACAAUGAGGAGGAUUUGUAGCACACACCUGUUUAACAACAGUACGCUAAAGGCUAGCGCAGGAUUCCGGGAGUCGGAGAUGAAGCAUGCAGUCAAGGCCAUUUUCCAGCAUUCCGGGACAACGAUCAAGCUGCAAGAGGUUUUGAGCAAUCUCGCGUCAAAUUCACUAUGCCUGGUUCUUUUUAGCAAGCGGGGGGUGGAAGUGGUGGAUCUCAUCCGGAACAUACUCGGUCUAAGCUUGAACUUGAACAUUGGAACCCUGCUUCCGGCACUCGACUGGCUGGAUCUUCAUGGAGUCUACAAGAAGCUCAACACGGAGCUCGUACCUCGCCUUAAGCUCGUGCUGGAAGAUCAAAUCGACAAGCAUCGACGCAGGAAAGAUGAAGCUGGGGAUACAUUCGUCCCUCAGGACUUCACCGACGUUCUUAUAUCUCUCGAGGACAAGGAUAAGCUGUCAAACAUCUCCAUCUUGGCACUGCUCUCGGACAUGGUUAUUGCAGGGUUGGAAACUUCACUAGUGACGCUCGAGUGGACGAUGGCGGAGCUCAUAAACCAUCCCCAAGUCAUGUCCAAGGCUCAAGAGGAGAUCGACAGCGUUGUAGGGACAGCUCGCGCGGUGCAAGAGUCCGACCUUCCAAACCUUCCAUACAUCGAAGCCAUUGUCAAGGAAUCACUGCGUCUCCACCCGGCGGUGCCACUGGGCGCUCCUCACAUGAAUCCCAAGCCUGUCAAGCUGGGAGGCUACACCAUCCCUGGCGGCUGCAAGGUUCUCGUAAACAUAUGGGCCAUUGGACGCGAUCCCGCUCGCUGGUCCGACCCAGAAGCGUUCCAGCCGGAGCGCUUUCUCGGCUCCUCCAUCUCUCCCAACGGGCAGAACUUUGACUUCCUUCCAUUCUCAUCGGGGAGGAGAGUUUGUGUUGGCUAUCCACUCGCGAUGAGAUCCAUCCCUUUUUUCGUGGCCAGUUUGCUCCAGGCAUUCGAUUGGAGUCCUGCUAACCCGAGCGGGAUCGACAUGGAAGAAUGCACGAGAAGUACAACUAUGAAGCUGAAUGCUGACUUGCUUGUAAACGCGCGAAUUACCGCAAUACCAGUGAGUUUAGAGCACUUGAAGUAUGAAGUCUUCACGAUUGUACCAGUCAAGCGCCAGGGGUCCCCGGGACUCCAUUCUAGCGCUGUUGCCAAUGGCCUUGUCAGUAUCUUUGCGAAAUGCGGCAGCGUGGCGGAUUCUCGCGCCACGACGUGGUGUCCUGGAAUUCGCUGGUCCUGGGGUACGCUGAGAAUGGCGAGCCGGAAGCAGCAAUGGACGUCUUCGAUCGCACGAAGAGAGUAUUUCACGGUUGACAAUCGGACCUAUGUUGCGGCCCUCAUGGCGUGCAUUGAUCUGGGGGCACAGGAAGAGAUCAAGCGGCAGCACGGGAAGAAAUCUCUGGAAAGAAUGGUGGUUCUAGAGAAGGGUCGAGAGAUCCAUGCUCAAGCUUCCAGCGCUGGCUAUGGAUCCAACAUCUACGUUGCAAACACGCUCAUCAACAUGUACUCGAAGCUUGGGUGCCUUGCGGAGGCUCGAGAGGUGUUCGACCGGAUUGGAAAGGAGGAGAAGAGCGUUGUGUCGUGGACCGCGAUGAUGAUGGGGUCGCUCAUGGCCUGUGCUGGAUUGGCCGAGAAAGCUGAUGGGAGUGACAAGGCCGAAUAUCUUGAGAAGGGACGAGCGAUUCAUUCACAAGCUGUGAAAGGUGGCUGCGGCUCGGACGUUUUCUUCGCGAGCACUUUGAUCCAUAUGUAUUGCAAGUGUGGGAGCCUGGAAGAUGCUAGAGCCGCAUUCCAGCGAAUGCAGCGCUUGGACGUGGUGUCCUGGAACGCUCUCAUCCUGGGACACGUUGAGAAUGGCGAGAGCCAGCGUGCACUCGAGAUCUUCGGCGGCAUGAAGAGGAUCGAGAGACAUCGCCGCUGCUCGCCGAACGCUCGGACUUUCGUUGCUGCGCUCAUGGCCUGCUCCAGGCUGGCUGCAAAAGAAGCUGGCAAGCAGGUUGACGGGAAGCUCGUGAAGACGGAGAGUUUGAAGAGAGGGAUGGAUGUACAUUCGCAAGCGGUGCAGUGUCGCUGCGAAACGGAGCUUUUCGUGGCCACCACCUUGAUCGACAUGUAUUCGAAGUGCGGGAGCAUGGUCGAAGCCCGAAAGUGCUUCGACAAGAUGCCCAGCCACAACGUCGUUACGUGGAAUUCUCUCAUCCUGGGCUACGCGGAGAACGGUGACGGUGAACAGGCCUUGCAAGCCUUCCGGCGGAUGAAAGCCAACAAACGUCUCGUGCCGGACACUCGAACUUACGCUGCAGUGCUGAUGGCCUGUGGCAGCAUGGCGUCGCUUGAAACCGCGAGAGACGUCCAUAGCGAGAUUCGUGGUCUCGGGCUCGACCAAGAUGGAUUCAUCGCCAACUGCUUGGUGGACUGCUACUGCAACUGUGGGAGCUUGGAAGAGGCAAAACAGGUUUUUGACGCGCUGGGCAGCAAGAACGUUGUCUCCUGGAGCUCGCUCAUAGCAGGAUACAGCCGCCACGGCCACGUAAAACAGGCUCUCGACUUGUUCCAGAAGAUGCAAGACGGUGGCUUCCAGGCGGACAAGAUGACCUUCACGUCCAUCCUCACGGCUUGCAGCCACGCCGGACUGGUGGAAAAAGGGAAGGAGCUGUUCGAGCUUAUGGCCUCCAAGCACGGCGUGGAGCCGGACAUGGACCACUACCACUACAUGAUCGAUCUUCUAGGCCGCGCAAACCAUCUGGAGGAGGCAGUGGCGAUGGCGGAGGGGAUGCCGUUUGAUCCAAAUGCCGUGACUUGGAAGACGGUGCUGGGGGCGUGCCAGAAGUGGAACAACGUCCGGAUCGCGAGGGUGGCGUUUGAGAGGCUGCGGCAAGUCGACGGGGAGCAAGCGGCGCCGUACGUUCUCAUGGCAAACAUCUUUGGAAGCUCGAUCUCGUCCAGCGACAAGUCUUGCUCCCACUGCUCGACGAGGAAGACUUAA